CUCGGGCUCUGAUUGGUCAGCUCAAAGCCCAGCCCCGCGCGCUCAUUGGUCCACAGUAUCUCCACACUGGCAGCCACCAAACACUAAAACGACUGGGGUGAAAGAGUCCCGCGGCACUCGGCUCUGCGUCCAGCCUCACACAGGAUACACACGUCCAGGAGAACCGAACCGAACCGAACCGAACUGCCUUCUUUUUCGAUUUUAAAAUCCCGAAUUACUGCUGGGGGUUUUUUGUGUGUGUGUGUGUUCUUUUUUUAUAUAUUUAUUCUUUGUUUUUUUUUCAUGGGGAAAUCGACCAGGACAAAGUUGUACGAACUUCUCUAACCCGGAGCCCGACGCCGCGCUUCGUUCUUCGGCUUGAUUUUAAACCUUUUUGGGACGUUUUAGUUUUAGUGACGUCUUUGUUUUGUUUCCUUCGCCGUCGUUUUUAUUUUUAAGAGCAUUUUAUUUAUUUACACAUUUUUGAACCUAAAGGUCAGCGUUGGCGCCUCUCCUCUGGAUUAUCUCUGACCAGUGAGGAGGAGGAGGUCACUGCCCUGACUGCAGAAAUAAAGACGACGAUUCGAACACAGACCGAACUGAACCGAACCGAACCUUGUAGUCGAGCUUUAGUUCGAGUGUUUUAGGUUGGGGUUUUUUUUUUUACACUCACGCAGACUCUGAUGUUCCUGAACUUGUAGCGCGCGGUGCGCUCUCGCCUCCAUCCUUUAACGCGCACGCACUGGACUUGACUCCUGACACCGUCGGCGUCUGGAGAAGAAGGAGGAAGAGGAGGAGGAGGAGGAGGAGGAGAAGGAGGACAGGAGUAGAAAAAAAAAGAAAAAAAAAAGAAACACGACUAUUUUCUAUCCAAAAAUAACAAACAAAAAAAAAAAACCAAAAACCCAAAAGAGUCCUGCCGGCACCUCACUCCUCUGACACCCCAGUCAGGUGGCACUGACCCAAGCUGUUGUGAUGCAUAUUCCCGUAGAGCCGCCCACGACCAGACGGUUCACGCCGCCCUCCACGUCCUUCCCCUGCAGUAAACUCGCAGACGGCAACGGGGCCAUGGCCACACCGGGGCCCCUGAGGACAAGACCGGACACCAGGAACGUGGUGGACGUCCUGGCGGACCACGCCGGCGAGCUGGUCCGCACCGACAGCCCGAACUUCCUGUGCUCCGUGCUGCCGUCCCAUUGGAGGUGCAACAAGACGCUGCCCGUGGCUUUCAAGGUCGUGGCUCUCGGUGAUGUCCCCGACGGGACUCUGGUCACCGUGAUGGCCGGAAACGACGAGAACUACUCGGCCGAGCUGAGGAACGCCUCGGCUGUGAUGAAGAACCAGGUGGCCCGCUUCAACGACCUGCGCUUCGUGGGCAGGAGCGGUCGAGGAAAGAGCUUCACUCUGACCAUCACCGUCUUCACCGGACCUCCGCAGGUGGCCACGUACCACCGGGCCAUCAAAGUCACCGUGGACGGACCGCGGGAACCACGCAGACACAGAGUGAAGAUGGAAGACCCCGGAAAGAUGCAGUUCUCCGACAGGCUGUCGGAGAUCGAGCGCUACCAGCGGACUAUGCGGAUAGGCCCGGUGAACAACAACCCUCGGCCAAUCCAAACACACCUCAGCACCACACAGGCCCUGUGGCAGGAUCAAAUGGACACCCCCACUCUGAAGACAUGCAAGGUGGAGGAGGACCUGAGGCCAUGGGCAGGGACUACGGAUCUGUUCCAGCAGAGGACCACGUUCCCGUCUCUCUCCCCACUGACCGACCCUCGCUUCUCGGACCCCCGCAUGCAUUACCCCGGGGCUUUCCCCUACUCUGCCAACACCUCCAGCACUGGCAUCAGCGGCCUCAGCAUGUCGGCCUCUUCUAGAUACCACACCUAUCUGCCGCCGCCCUACUCAAACAACCAGAGCCAGAACUUCCAGUCCAAUUCUUACCUGUACUACGGCACCGGCUCCGGAUCCUACCAGUUCUCCAUGGUGGCGCCGGGGAACACCGGAGGCGAGCGCUCGCCCACUCGUCUACUGUCCUGCUCAGGGGCCGGCGGCACCGGAGGGACCAACAGCCUGAUGAACCCGGGCCUGAACGCCCAAAGCGAGGGCGUGGAAGCCGACGGCAGCCACAGCAACUCCCCGACGGCCAUGAGCGCCUCCGGGCGCUUGGAUGAGUCCGUCUGGAGGCCUUACUGAGCGACAGACGUCCAGACGACCUGAAGGUGUUGGAGGAAAGGGAAAGUGGAGGAUGAACACGAAAAAAACACUGAAAGAAAAACGAAAAAAAAAAAAACAGAAAUGCUGCAUGUUUGUCUUUACUUUGUCCAGCACUCGCUUUAAAGCCGUUCUGUGUUUAUUCAUCUCUCCCGAGACUUUUGAUUUUUACAAACUCCUGCACUGUGCUCAGACCAGUACUCUUAACAGACUGUAAAACCGUGUAACCUAAGAUGAAGCUCAGCAGAGACUGACAAAUGAAGUGAUGAAAACAAACCAGAGAAGCCAUAAAAGUUACAGGAACCGUAUUGUGGCGCCAACCAUCACUCGCUAGGAACACGUUGGAGAGACGGGAGUCACGGAAGAGAAUCUAAUUUGAUCAGCUGACCAACUGGAAGACCACACUUAUCGAGCAGACCUUUCAGACUGCGCCCACUCACUUGAUAGGUGUGAAGGAGCGGUCAGCCCGGAGGAGAGACUCUGGACGUCCUCCCGCUGCACGGCUGCACCUCCUGAAGACUUCAGUUCUGAAACAUGUACAAAAAAACAUUUUGAAGGACGGACACAGCUGUCACAUGACCAUCUCUCAGUGUAUAUGCAGUACCUUGUUGCCUAAACCUUUGUCCGGAUGAACCGAGAGAACCGUCAGUGCCACAGCACGCAGCGGGUGUGUCGACACUAGGGGUGUGUAUUAGCAAGAAUCUGGCGAUACGAUACAGAGGCAAAGAUACGAUAUACUGCCAUACUCUAGUCCUGCUCCC
Molecule: messenger RNA, 2954 nt
Organism: Cynoglossus semilaevis (tongue sole)
Lineage: Eukaryota; Metazoa; Chordata; Actinopteri; Pleuronectiformes; Cynoglossidae
Gene: runx3
Product: RUNX family transcription factor 3
Exons: 6
Coding region: 955-2175 (406 amino acids)
Biological process (GO): regulation of cell differentiation; regulation of transcription by RNA polymerase II; neuron differentiation
Cellular component (GO): nucleus
Molecular function (GO): DNA-binding transcription factor activity, RNA polymerase II-specific; ATP binding; RNA polymerase II cis-regulatory region sequence-specific DNA binding
Source: RefSeq, a predicted model, not a curated record